Molecule: messenger RNA, 666 nt
Organism: Aspergillus nomiae NRRL 13137
Lineage: Eukaryota; Fungi; Ascomycota; Eurotiomycetes; Eurotiales; Aspergillaceae
Product: Mg-dependent acid phosphatase
Exons: 2
Coding region: 1-666 (221 amino acids)
Molecular function (GO): acid phosphatase activity
Source: RefSeq, a predicted model, not a curated record
AUGAACAUGAUGCGCGCCAAAAGAACCAACACACAACCCUUAGAGGAUGCCUCUACUGCUCCCGCAACCUUCAACGAUGGUCUCCCCCUCCCAAAGCUGAUCGCCUUUGAUCUGGAUUACACUCUGUGGCCAUUCUGGGUGGAUACACAUGUCAGCGCACCGAUUAAGCCACGGGAUAAUAAUUCCCGGUGUACCGACAGGUGGAAUGAGUCGUUCGCCUUCUACCCCGCGGUAUCAGCAAUCAUCUAUGCAUGCAAAACUCACUCAAUUCCGCUAGCUCUGGCUUCCCGGACCCAUACUCCCGACCUUGCGCGGGACAUGCUCAAGGCGCUUCACAUUAUUCCAACAUUUUCUGAUAACCCCGCAGCUAAGGCGAAAUCAGUCCGUGCCUUAGAUUAUUUUACAUACGUUCAGAUUUUUCCGGCGAACAAGACACAGCACUUCUCGAAGAUUCACCAGGCUAGCGGAAUCAACUAUGAGGACAUGCUCUUCUUUGAUGAUGAGGCGCGCAAUCGGAACGUUGAGACAGAGCUUGGGGUCACAUUUUGUCUCGUUCGAGACGGCAUGACCAAAGAAGAGGUUGAUAGAGGUGUCUGGGCAUGGCGUAAAAGGAAUGGAAUCAAGCCUACCGCGCUAAAGGGGGAUAAUGGCGAGCUGGCGAAUUGA